AUGCCGCCAAAGGGAUCCAGGAAGAAGGGUUCUGCGACAGUAGGAGGCAACCAGCCCAAGCGUUCGACGCGGUUAACUCGCUCCUCUGUGCGGCAACAAAGUCAACUGCAAUCAAGCAAUGCUCCCUUCAACGUCCUCGCCUUUCUCGAUGAGGCACUUGAGUCGGAGCGAAAGCCCAAAAGGCAGCGUCGACUUGUUCCGGUGCUUGAGGUCAGGACCCCAGACUUGGAUGACCCUCAUCCAGAACAUCGCCGGUCCCCUCCCAUCGAGAAACCACGGCGAAUACGCCGCGAAGUCGCUCCCGUUCAUGUUGAGGCACACACCGAAGCAUCCCAGACGCGCCGGCGGCGGCUCAGUCCUACUCGAGUUGAACUCGAAGCUAAUGUUGACGUUGAGGAACCACCCCGCAAGCGCCCCGCACUCGCUCCCUUUGUACAUGUGCCAUCCCGAGUGCUCCCCAAGCUCCCUCGCUUCGUAAAGAUAUCCUCCCUGAUGGGCCCUGAGCCCUCUUCUGUAGAGGCGUCGUCGUCAGCACGCCCUGCACAUCCUCCCAUAAGGGCACUGGAGCCUGUGCACUCUCCACUCCUUCCCAUCAGGGCACCGUCACCGCACCCCCCGCUUUCUCCCGUGGGUGGAUGGGAUCCAGCACGUGCUGUCCUCCCUCUGCUUUCUCCCAUGAAGGGACGGGACCCAGCACGUCCUGCAUCCCCUCCACUUUCCCCCGUGAAGCGGUCGGAUCCCGCACGUCCUGCUCUCCCUCCCUCAAGGGCGUCGGAUUCAGCACGCCCUCCGCUCCCUCUCAAAAAGGUGCGGUCACCGUCGGGAUUCGCAAAGUAG
This is a messenger RNA of Fomitopsis serialis, 837 nucleotides long. RefSeq lists its product as uncharacterized. NCBI's taxonomy places the organism in Eukaryota, Fungi, Basidiomycota, Agaricomycetes, Polyporales, Fomitopsidaceae. The record is from RefSeq and is a predicted model, not a curated record. Bases 1 to 837 code for a protein of 278 amino acids. The transcript is spliced from 3 exons.